Molecule: messenger RNA, 2329 nt
Organism: Colletotrichum phormii
Lineage: Eukaryota; Fungi; Ascomycota; Sordariomycetes; Glomerellales; Glomerellaceae
Exons: 1
Coding region: 226-1872 (548 amino acids)
Source: RefSeq, a predicted model, not a curated record
GUGCCUGGGUGUUCAGCAAGUCAGAGUCCAGAGCACACGGUCAGCGCCAAUCUCGACGCACUGCCGAACUUCACCAGCCGCUAUAUACCCUUUGUACGCCACAUAUCCGUGCCUUUCCAUGUAACUUCUCCAUCACAAUGUGUUUCGGACCCUCCUCCAGGAGGUAAGAUCAUCAAAGCUGGAUUUGACUUUUAAGAAGAGUUGCGGUGCCCUCACCACCUCACCAUGAAACCCGUCCAAGCCCUUCUUAACUCGUGUCCUCGGCUUCACUUCUUGACCUUCGUUCUUUUCUUCUUCUUCUGCAGCAACAGCUACAUCACACACGCAGCCCCGUCACCGUCUGUCCCGGAGACUCGCAGCAACAACAACCCGUUGAAUAUUGAUUGGGAUCCCGCACCGUCACCAGAGGACGGACCGCCUGCAUCUGCAAACGCUCUCAGAGACCCUGCAUAUCUCCCUUACCAGAUCGGCGCCAUCGUCGGUUCCUACGGAGUAUCAUUGGUGCUGGUCGCCGGUUUGUUGCUCGUACUAUCGAAAAGACGUCGCGAGGCCCUCACUGCCGGUGACGUCGAGGUGAACUUUGAAGAAAUCGGACUUGACGAGCCACUCUACGAUCCAAAGUCACCCCCGAAACUCACCCUUGAGGUGCCGAGUUCGCCCAGGAGCAUCCCCCGGAGUCCCGUUCGCAACUUUUCGUAUCCCGGUGCCGAGGAGUACCAGACCCCGGAGUACCCAACUCCCCAGACCCCUUACAUCAACCCAACACCAACGUCAACGCUUCAGGCGCCCGGAAUAGACUUCACCGUUGACCAGAGGAUCGUCGCCAAAGACAAGAAAAUGGCGCAAACGCAACUUGAGGAGAUGUACAAGUACGUGAUGGAGCAGGAGGAGGCCAAACUACAGGGCAUCAAGCUGGAAGGAUCACCGGUACUUUCGGCCAACCCUCAGCUACCAACACCGACGAAUGCCAGCUUCUCAUCCCUGAGGAAGACAAAGCACAAGCCAGGCAACCUGAACCUGUCAGAGGAGAAGCCGGAGAAGAAGCAGUCGAGAGCCUCAUCCAUCUUCUCGGCCCUGCGUUCUCCCAAGAAGGACAAGAAUGUCCGAGGUAUCAGCAUUUCAUCACCCAUCAUGACGCCCAUGACGGGAACUUUCCCGAGACAGGAGGCUCAAGAGAUGAACGCCAUCCCGCCGCGGCAGUACGCGCCGCCUCCGCCCCCUCCAGUACCCAUGAGCCAGAUGCAGAUGCCAUACGGAGUCCACCAGCACAACGGCCAAGUAUCGCCCGUCAGCCCGGACCACUCCCCGGAGAGCACCCAGAGCAUCGACGAGCGGAUCGGCGGCCAGAUCCCCAUCGGCCACGUCCGCAAGCCGUCAGCAGCGCCCUCCGAAAUGGAUCCCAACUCGGCCGUCUCGGAGCGAUCGACCGCGCCGCUCAUCGGGCUCCCGCAAUCCCCGAAGCCGGGCGCCCGAUUCAGCUCCACCCUACCCUCGUCCCCGAAGCCGGGAUCCUCGUUCCAGCUCCCCGCCUCGCCCCUGCCAGGCGCCGGGUUCCGGUCCAAGGCGCCCUCGGCAGUCCGCACUGGCGGAUCCCUGCCUCUGCGCGCGUACGAGCCCGCGCUCAGCUCGCCUUCGCUGGCGUCGCAGACCACCAAGCAGACCGUGUUCACGCGCACGGGACCUCUGUCGCCGUCGGGAGCCCGCACGCCAGCUACUGGCAUGGCGGUGCCGUACUCGCCGUAUCAGCCUUUCACGCCUUGCGUGCCCAUGACGCCGUCGCUUAUUACCAAGGCUGACCGGAAGAGGAUGAAGAAGCUGGAGCCCAAGACGCCGACGUUGGAGAUGGUCAGGAGUGAUGAUGACAUCUGGUAAACGGGGGUCGCUUGUGGGCAGGUUUCUGGGGAGGUUAGAAAAGGAGACGAGGGCAAAAUACCCAUAUAGACUGUGGACAACGCAAAGCAGGGCCUGGCGGGCGACCGUAGGGUAAUGUCAUGAUGAAAUGUUUUUUUUAUUUUUACUCCUUUUGGAAAUGGGAUGAAGGAGAGGGGAAGUGAAAGAGAGAGAAAGGAAGAGAGAAACGUUUCUUGGCGUUGUCUCCUGAUUGGAUCAUGUUUUUUUCUUCCAUCGGAUUUUUAUCGCAUAUACGCAAAAUACCAUUUUACAUAGCAAGAAGGGAAGAGGGGUUUCCGGUUCAAAUGAUCAGAGUUUAUGACAAGAGUCAGUACGCGCAGGACAAAGGGUAGAUGAUGUGUCAUGCCCUCUCUCUCUGGAACGAGACGAUCUACCGGAUAGCAUCCAGGUAUUUAAUGAUUAAGUUUUUUAUUUUCUG